ACCAGCGAGUUGAAACUAGUUUAGAGAAAAAAAAAAGUUAUAGCUAAAAUGGCCAAACACCAAAUUUUCUUCAUUUUGUUUAUCACGUUUGUUGCUAUUUUUUUAGCAGAAACAUAUGAAAGUAAAGAGGUUGAAGGAAAUUUGGAUGCCCAGGGAUGGAAAAAUGCACGUGCUACAUUUUAUGGUGACAUGGGGGGUAAUGAAACCAUGCAUAAGUUUUCAUUGUACCUUAGUUCCUUAUGUAUGUUGUUGAGAUAGUUAUCAUGGUGUCGAGACUCCAGACAGAGAAGCUAGAAAUUAUAUUUUUUGAGAAAAUAUUUGAGAUUGAAUAUUUAUAUAUGCAUAUAUACAGAUUUUCUAUUAAAGUUGUUCAAUUGACUACCUUUCCUUCUAUGUGGCGACAACAUGAUGUUAAGAUAUGUUACAACGCGAUGUUGAGAUAUGUUGCAACAUAUAAGACAAAAAAUGAAUUUUCCAUCACAUUUCGCCUACUGUAGGCUUCCUCUAUCCAGAUUUAGGAUUGACAAUCUAAUUAAACUCACUAACAAAGUAAAUUAUUUUAUUUUCAUUUACUUUUUCUUUUGUACGCCCUUCAUUUUAAUAUAAACAAAUUUCUAGCACUUUUUUUAUGGUCCAAAAUGAAAAAAAUUUCAAAGGCCAAAGAUGUAUUUUUUCCAUAAUGUGUGAGUCAAGGGUACUUUGGAAAUAAUCUCUCUACCUUCACAAGAUAAGGUAAGAUCUACGUGCAUUCUACCCUCCCAGAAACCCGCUUGUGGGAUUCCACCGGGUAUGUUGUUGUUGUUGAUGAUGCUUUUUCAUAACAUAGAUAUUAACGUUAUAACAAAUUUAUUUGAAUACUAUAUUGCAGAAGGAGCUUGUGGUUAUGGAAACUUAUUCAAGCAAGGGUAUGGCCUGGAAACAGCGGCACUAAGCACAGCACUCUUUAACAAUGGAUCUACCUGUGGAGCUUGCUUUCAAAUAAAGUGUGUCAAUGCUCCUAAAGCAUGCCAUCCAGACCAAGUCAUAACUAUAACUGCCACCAAUUUCUGCCCUCCAAAUUACACAAAAACUCAUGACGUUUGGUGCAAUCCUCCACAACAACACUUUGAUCUGUCAUUGCCUAUGUUCUUAAAGAUUGCCGAGUACAAAGCAGGGGUUGUCCCUGUUGUUUACAGAAGAGUCACUUGCCACAAAAAAGGAGGUCUCAAGUUUGAGAUCAAAGGGAAUUCUAAUUGGAUUCUUGUUCUUGUUUUCAAUGUGGGAGGUGUUGGAGAUGUUGUCAGUGUCAAAAUCAAAGGAUCUAAGACUGGAUGGGCACAGAUGUCGCGGAAUUGGGGACAAAAUUGGCAGAUUUCUCAGCAGUUAGCAGGACAAAGCUUGUCUUUCCAAGUACAAACUAGCGAUGGCAAAUGGGUUCAAUCUGAUAAUGUUGCUCCUGCUAACUGGCGAUUUGGUCAGACAUUUGAAGCGAAGAAUAAUUUUUAGCAAUUGUAUUUUGGAAAAUGAGUAGUUUUCAAUAAAUAUAAUUUAUGAUCUUUUCUAGAAGAUAUUUUUGUUUUCGAAUAAGUUCUCUAUUUUUGAGUGGCCAUUGAACAAGGAAGGAACAUACGAAGAAGCUAAAGGUGUGGUCUAGCGGUAAAUGAAGCACGAGAACAAAAUUCACAUCAUCUUGGUAUGACAGAGAAAUAGGAAAACUACUUUUCUGACUCUAACUACUAUAUCAUCUAUGGAUCUUCAUACAACCCUAGUCGUUCAGUAAAUACGAACUCAUUAUAUUCAGCCACUUGAAAUUUCUAUCGAUUUGAGCUUUCCUAAUACUUUGAAAUAACAGCUUUAGAGC
Solanum pennellii is the source of this 1840-nucleotide messenger RNA. RefSeq names its product expansin-A23-like. NCBI's taxonomy places the organism in Eukaryota, Viridiplantae, Streptophyta, Magnoliopsida, Solanales, Solanaceae. Gene Ontology annotation, cellular component: extracellular region. The record is from RefSeq and is a predicted model, not a curated record. The coding region runs from base 790 to 1485 and encodes 231 amino acids. The transcript has a single exon. Gene Ontology annotation, biological process: plant-type cell wall organization.